Messenger RNA from Bombina bombina (fire-bellied toad), 1127 nucleotides. RefSeq names its product bifunctional protein GlmU. NCBI's taxonomy places the organism in Eukaryota, Metazoa, Chordata, Amphibia, Anura, Bombinatoridae. The record is from RefSeq and is a predicted model, not a curated record. The transcript has 4 exons. The coding region runs from base 39 to 581 and encodes 180 amino acids.
GGCAAAAUCACAUAAGCUUUACUUGCUGAACUUUAAUCAUGAAUCCGGUACAGAUUCUUGUUCUAUUAAUUCUGACAUCAGCUGCGGCGGCUUACCUCCAGGAAGGACCAAGUGCUCUUUCAACUUAUGCUCUGCGAUUGGGGCCUGGAGAAGAGAUACUCACAUCAUUGUCUAAAUUUGUGCAGGAGAAGAAACUAAAAGCUCCAUUUAUUAUAACUUGUGUGGGCAGUGUCACCAAAGCAACACUUAGACUGGCUAAUGCAGACGCUGUGAAUAGCAAUGAGAUUAUUUACCUAGAAGAGAAACUGGAAAUUGUUUCCUUAGUGGGCACAUUAAACGAAUAUGCUCACCUGCACAUAUCAUUAUCUGACAAAGAUGGGAAAACAAUUGGAGGACAUGCCAUUGGGGACUUGAAAGUCUUUACCACCGCUGAAAUAGUUAUUGGAGAACUUAGCGACCUACAAUUCACUCGGGAGAUGGAUGAACGCACAGGCUUUCAUGAACUUGUCAUUAGGCCUCGCUCGGAACAUGUUAGCAGUAGCGCUGCUAAAUUAUGUUCUUUUUUUUUUCCAAGCAAGUGAAUGAAAUAAAUUUGUUUCAGAGCAUGUCUUUACGUUGCUCUUAGCACCGGUGUAUUGAUUGAAGCCAUUUUAACACGCACAACAUAAUCAGUCAUGUAUGAAAUAGGAACGGCUGAAUGAUUUCAAGAAAUUCUUUAAAUAUCUUACCAAUUGUUUAGGCUUUUUAUUAGCAUUUUUUUUUUAAAUCUUUCUUUUUUUCAGGCUUUCUGAGCUGUUCCUCAGAGAUUUUAUAAAUCUGAUUGUCCCAAAGGGGAUAUAGGGUAGUGUCACUGACUCAGAGGUCUAAUGGAUGUACUGUUUACUCAUCUUUACAAAGUUACUAUAACCCCCUAAUUGGGAAGGAUAGCUCAAACAAGCACAGAGAAGCAGUUGUCAGAAAAGCGUGACUUGAGUUUAAAGAAUCUGUUAGGCGCAAAUGCUUUGCAUUGUCCUGCUGUACACUGUUUGGCCUAAUACACAUAACCUACUUAUUAGAAGUUCUUUUCUUUUCUUUUUUCAAAUAAACACAGACUGCGAUGAUAGUGAAUAAACAGAUUAAAUGCUGUA